Messenger RNA from Anguilla rostrata (American eel), 4663 nucleotides. RefSeq lists its product as uncharacterized. Bases 995 to 3199 code for a protein of 734 amino acids. The transcript has 12 exons. Gene Ontology annotation, cellular component: nucleus. Lineage: Eukaryota; Metazoa; Chordata; Actinopteri; Anguilliformes; Anguillidae. The record is from RefSeq and is a predicted model, not a curated record. Gene Ontology annotation, molecular function: metal ion binding; RNA binding. Gene Ontology annotation, biological process: negative regulation of DNA-templated transcription.
ACUUCCUGGUGGUAAAAUCGGAAAUAACCGAGUUUACGAGUUGGCGACGACCGACCGAAUGCACCAUUCGGUGCCAAUUUGCCGCCAAAGAUGAACGCAUAAUACAUUUUAAUUAAUUUCCGGAACUUUUUUUGUUUAAACAAGGAAGACAAUCUGAGCGAGUCUUGAAGAUGCAUGGCUGGGCUACACUAAAACACCAGCAAAAAGUGCUGGGAACGUGAUUUCAGAGAUUAUUGCAUAAUUUUGAAGAUAUGGGUCUGUAGAGUAAAUGUAACCCCCCUUUCAUUUGCUAACCAUUUUUAAUCUUGUAAUCUGGUCAACAAUGAGCCAGUACUGAACUGAGAGUGUAUAGUAAUGCAUGUCCGGGCUACACUAAAACCAGCAACAAUUGCUGGGAACACGAUUUCACAGAAAUUACUGUAUAAUGUUAAACGUAUGGGUUUAAAUAUGAGUAUUUAAUGUGCAAUUAUAUCCAACUGUAUUAGUUACAAGAAGAAGAACGACAAAAUCGCACUUAAGAAAUCAUUGCAUUUACCGAGCUUUUAGUUUGAAAUACUCUAACCGGAAGUCUCCAAUUGUUGCCAGCAACAAUUUCCAGCUUCACGGAGCUAAGCUCAUGGACCAGGAUAGUUAGAUUCUGUGGCUUAACUCUAGUCUUAAACUUAACGCUACAGCGGGCGAACACGUGUUUUAUAAAGCACUAUUAAAUCGCUGCAAUCGAGGCAUUUUGUUUUGCCCUCAUCUAACAAAACAUCACACGACAAGUCAACCGUCUGGACAUUAUAAUUACUAAAGUACCCUAACUGGCUAGCUAACGCUACCUAGAUGCAGUGUUUUAAUCAGUAGGCCUGCCGUUGCUAGCUGGCUAUGGUAAAUAUGAGUCGUAGGUACAGGUUUAUGUUGGGUGAGCAUACCCGAGGUUGAAUUCUUAGCUGCGACGUGUGGCUAAUGAAAUCUUAAUUUCUUUAUCAGUCUCUUUUUGAACAACUUCACCAUGAGUUUCGCUAGCCUGUUUUCAGGUCCACCAAACAAGGGUCUUCCCGUGGCUGAUUGUGCAAGCAACGAAAGGGAGACCGCUGGAGCAGUUAAAGCAGAGAUUAAUUUAGACAGGAAUACAGCUGCAAAGAAGAAGAGAAAGAAGAAGAAAAAGGGGGGUGGAAAUGGAUGGAUCGAUGUGCACUCCAGGAAUGGACAGCAGAAGAUAUUCGGGCAGAGGCACAUCACUCUUCCCUCCCAUGAGGCCGAUUUGGACGAGGAGCACAGGCCCAGGGUUCGGGGAAAGGUUGAGUGGUACUGGAAUUACAACGGACACACUGAGGAUAAUUAUUCGUCAGUGAAUCGUCGAAAGCGCAAGAAGAAAUGGAAUAAUCAUAGUAAUCAAAAUAAAACGGAUUUCGCCUGUGAAGAGGACCAGGACCAGUGGGUCAGUGAGGCAGCACCCCCAACUAGUCCCCCUUUCUCUUUCCCUCGGCAAAUGAGGGGAUUGUCCCUGAAAAAGGAAAAGAAGAUAGACAUCGGGGGACACGAGAAACCAAGAAAAACCAGGUUCCGUGAGAGAAACCAAGAGAUGCCAGGUCCUGGUCAGAUAGGCAGGGGUCAGAGGGGCAGAGACGGGGGAGGCAUGAGCCAAGGCCAUGGCUUCUGGAAAAACAAACCAUAUGGCAGGAACUGUGGGAAUGGGCGUGGCCGAAAGGGGGGAAUGGGUGAAGCUAAGCCUAAAGAGGAAAAAAAAGUCUUUCUUUCCGAAGAUUAUAUCAACCGACACACAGUGGAGGCCCAGGGACGACGCGUUUGUAAAUACUUCCUGAGAGGCACGUGCGUCAGAGGUGACCAGUGCAAUUUUGAGCAUGCCACUAACGUAAAGAUGAUGGCGGUGUGCAAAUUCUAUGUACAGGGCUACUGUACUAAGGAUCCCUGCAUCUACAUGCAUGAGGAAUUCCCAUGCAGGUUCUUUCAUACAGGAACAACAUGUUACCAAGGGGAUGCGUGCAGGUUCUCUCACGAGCCUCUCACUGACCUCACUAGAGAGCUGCUGGAACAGUCUCUAAACCCUGAGCCAGUGAAGACUGAAGAAUCAGAUCCGAUGGUACAGGACGACUCCUCCUUCCCUCUCCCCCCCUCCCCUCUGCCCCCUGUGGCCAAACUCACUAUUGACAUGGCUGACAAUGUGGUCACUGUCAGGCCAAAUUUCUACAACAGCACCCCUCUCACGGAAUGCCAGCCCCAGGGAAGCUCAACCCUGCCUCAGUCUUGGGAAGGUCUUAACAUACAGAGUGAAAAAAGGACCAUUCCUGCAAGGUCUCCUGGCCUAGAGAGAAGGCCCCAAAUGCAAACACACUCUCCAGCAGUCCCACACUUUAAGAUGGAGAGGAAUCUGGAGGCAGUCCAGGAUGAGCUGCUCUCUUCACCUGUGGAGGAAGGUCCUAAACCCGUUACCUCAGUCCUGAAGACCCUGUUCCUGCACCUGUGCUCCGCUUAUGAGGACCCACAGAACUCUGCCAGAGAGACAGGUGUUUCUGCAAGCGCAUCUGGGACUGAUGAGCAUGUAAAUGAACAGCCAGGCACUCUUCCGGCCAAGAAGACUCAGGCGCCGGGUAUGGUCCCCAUAAAUCAGGGGACAGAUGUGUGUGAUCGGCCGUUUGAUGCCGAGGCACAGUCCGGCCAACACAAGGGGGAGUCGGCACCCUUUUACACACCGCUCUCCGCUCAGGACAGGGAACGGAAGGUAGAGGAGGAAGGGAGGCUGAGGGACAAGCCUGUGCUGGUGCCGCUGGAUGCCAUCCCCGGCAUGGCGCGAAGGGACCCUCGCCCUGCUCCCCGUGCAGCCGCUGUCACGUUGCCCCUACCCCCGUUUGCCUACACAGUAGAGCGGGACGCUGAGGAGCCGGUCCCACUCCCCCCCCAGGUAGGCACCUCCCCCCAGAGCGGUAGCCCUACUCGUCACUUUCCUCACCCCUUGGCGGACACCCCCGAACACGCUUCCUGCAGCUGGACCUCCCCCAGGAACCUGCCUCAGGUAGCAUUCUCUGCAGUGCACAAGCUGCCCGUGCCAGCGCUGGCUGGAUUGAUCCACCCCACAUACAGCAAAGGCAGGGCAGUCAAAUCGGAGGGUGAAGACCCUGCGGCUAGGGAGACGCAGACGAAGGGAAACGUUCUCAAGGGUCUUUUUACGACCCUCCUUCCUGCGGGUGACCUAUGACCCUUCUGUUGGUGAGCGCCGACCCUCACUAACCUCGGCCAGCGACAUUGACCUGUCUCCACUGCACCCCUUUUCCGUUUUUCUGCCUUUCAAGGUGUAAAUACUCCUAGCCAGAGACUACUGUGUAGGACUCGCAAACACACACACACUCCAUAGCCCUAAGAUUUACCAUUCACUGCAAGUGUGUAGUGAAUAUAUAAUCACAGGUGUGUAGAGAAGGGCACUUCAUUUUGUAUCUUAACAGACUAUGAAGUUAGAAUUUUGCUUUUAACUGUUGGGGGGGAGGGGGGUAGUGCUUAAUGGUACAGGGAUAUGUACCACCAAAUCUGGGAAAAGACAAUUAUUAACAUUCAGUUACGUUUGAAGGAAGCAUUGUAUCAGGAAGCAGACAAGAUUUAUUUAAGUUUGGCUGAUAAAUGUCUGUUGCAUGUAUUGCUUUUUAGUUGAUUCUUAGUUGAGUCCUUACAACAGCAAGUGUGAUUCAAUAAUCUGAAUAGACUGUAAUAAAUCUAUUCUAUACAUGGAGAUACUUUACAAAUUGUGGUAAACAUAUACAUGCUGGGGCUAACACUGACUGCACACACAGCUGUGAUGUUAGGUUAUGGAUGGUCAAUUUUCAAUUUAACUUUAUUUCAUAUAUGUCCAUAGUCACUAUUUUGUUUCCUCCAUUUAGUCUAAUGUAGAGUUAAGGGACAAAACAGACCACUUCUGUGCAGUAUUUUCUGUUGUCACUAGUUAGAACAGAGCAGCCAUUACAGUUUUUUUUUUUAAAGCUAAUUACUCAAAUAAAUUAAUUUAAUUGGAAUUUUUAUGGGGUUUUUCUGGAACCAGAUUUGUGCAUUUCAAUGGUGAAGGUACAUUGUAGUAAAACAGAGUUUUAUAGUUCAUAGUUAAAAUGUAGAGGGGGGUUACGUGACAGGGAGUUUAUUUUCUAAAUAGCACUCAUUUUAAAUUCUAUCUAUUACCAUACAGAAGUACAGAACUGUAGUUCUGUUGUGCAGUUGCAUAAUGACACAGUGCUGACAAUAUCAUGACACAGUAAGUGGUGAAUGGUUGCAAAGUUGUUUUACCCAUUAAGCCUAGAUCAUCAUUAAAACCACUCGGUGUGUGCAAUAUCCCCCUAUGCCUCUGCCUUUUAGCUGAACCAGAAAGAAUGUAUGAACUGACCUAAGCAGAACCUUAGCAUCCAGGUCACUUUGGCGGGUACGAUGUAGAUCUGGUUGCGAAUAAGUAAAUCACAUCUCAGCUGUAGUGUGCAUAGGGCAAAUUUUAUUUAAUUCAUAAAUUUACUGUUGCCUUUUAUAGAAAAAAUUUAAGUUUAAAUCAAGAAACUUGCUUGUUCACAAAUGCAUACAGUGUCUGUCUAUGCAUUUUCUGAAAAUGAAAGUUGGAUAGAUUUGCAUCUCCAGAUCAUGGUGGUCUGUUUAAUUAUAUAUUCCUCUAAUAAAAUGUACAUGUAUCUUU